Molecule: messenger RNA, 2563 nt
Organism: Drosophila elegans
Lineage: Eukaryota; Metazoa; Arthropoda; Insecta; Diptera; Drosophilidae
Gene: Hydr1
Product: phospholipase ABHD3
Exons: 3
Coding region: 689-2275 (528 amino acids)
Biological process (GO): medium-chain fatty acid catabolic process; medium-chain fatty acid biosynthetic process
Molecular function (GO): acetylesterase activity; monoacylglycerol lipase activity
Source: RefSeq, a predicted model, not a curated record
UUUUCGACUUGGCGUCCCACGGUGUGUUUACAUUUUUCGGCAGUGCGCGGCCUUCAUAGUUUUCUUGAAGUUUCUUUACAUCCCAGACGUUUCGUUCAAGGUUCCCUAUUCCCUCUCGGCAGCCGCACAAAAAAUGCAUAAUAUUUUUUACAAAAUUACAUAAGUGCGUGCACCUAAAACCGCUUGCCUUUGAAAAGUUCCUGUACUACAGCUCUGCGAAUUGCGACCGCGAAUUACUAUACUAUAGUUUGGAUUUCGAUUCCGUCAUACUUGGCACGGUAAUUACCUGCACCCACUGAACCAGGCGAAUCAAUAGAGCACCAUUCACCACCCACUCCGCCCAUUCUUUUGUUGCUGCACGUGAUGACGCCGAGGAGAAGUCCGAACCCGAACCCGAAACCAAAACCAAAACCGACACCGAAACCCGGGGUCAAUCCAAUACUCAUAGAUACUAUCUGUCCACUGCGGACGUAGUUUCGAUUUGUGUCACAACCCCGUCACAGGUUUUUUUUCAAGUCGCCUUGUCUAAAUUUGUAUUUAUUCUUUUAUUUUCGCCCUCUUUUCAAGGUAAGCCCCCUCCCAAAGUCUGGAACGUAAUGCCAGUCACCGCAAUCGGCAGAGCCCCCCGGACCGUAAACCCUCGGUUCUAGCACACUAUUAUAGUUGUAGACGUUAGUUUAGAGUCGCCAUGCUGUGCGCCCUUGUCCGUGGUCCAUCCACCGGCCACAAGUUGGCCAUGUACCGCUCCGUGUCCGAGCUCCUUGGCCCCGUACACGAUGUCCGCCACCCGUCCGCCGGAAGAGGCUUCUAUCAGCAGCAGCAGCAGCAGAAACCAGUACCCGUAUCAGUACCCGUAUCAGUACCAGUCCAAGCCCACCGUCGAGAUCUGCUCUCGCUUUCCCGGGUAGCAGAGAGUUCCAAACCGCCAGUGCGGAGACUUCAUUCGGAGCACGACGCCAUGUUCUACUCGAUGUACGCCUACCUGUCCAACCUGCCGCGCCUCCACGUCUUGGGCAUGGCGGUGGUGGCCUAUGUGGUCUAUUAUCUAAUCCAGGUGGUCAAGCGACCGAUUAUCGCCUGUUCGGAUGGGCCGUUUAAGCAGUAUCUGAUCCGCAAGGUGCCGACGCUGGAGAACAAGUACUGGCCUACCUUCUGGUGCGUGGAGAGCCGUGCCCAGACCGUCCUUGCGAGCCUGCUGCGCUCCAAGAGUCUGCCGCACGUCAACUACCGCCGCGAGAUCCUCUCGCUGAAGGAUGGCGGCGAGGUGGCCCUGGACUGGAUGGAGGAGGGCUGCGAGGCCAGCUCUCCAUGCAUCCUCAUCUUGCCGGGCCUCACCGGUGAGUCGCAGGCUGAGUACAUUAAGUGCCUGGUCUUUGCCGCCCAGCAGGCUGGCAUGCGGGUGGUGGUGUUCAACAAUCGCGGACUUGGCGGCAUCGAGCUGAAAACCCCUCGUCUCUACUGCGCCGCCAACUGCGAGGAUCUGUGCGAGGUCGUCCAGCAUGUGCGUCGCAGCCUGCCCGAGCAUUGUAAGCUGGGAGCCACAGGCAUCUCCAUGGGUGGCUUGAUCCUGGGCAACUAUCUGGCCCGCAAGAGCGACGAGGCCAGGAGCUUCCUGUCGGCGGCCAAGAUCAUCUCGGUGCCGUGGGACGUGCACAAGGGCAGUGCCAGCAUCGAAAAGCCGGUGAUCAACAGCCUGCUGGGACGCCAUUUGGCUGGCAGUCUGUGCCGCACAUUGCGCAACCAUCUGGAUAUCUACAGGGACAUUUACCAGGACUCCGACAUGGACAUUCAGCGCAUCCUGCGCUGCAAGACCAUCAAGGAGUUCGACGAGCUGUUCACGGCCAAGCAGUUCGGCUAUGCCCAUGUGAAUGACUACUACUCGGAUGCCACGCUGCACAACAAACUGGACCACAUCUCGGUGCCGCUGCUGUGCCUGAGUGCUGCCGAUGAUCCGUUCCAGCCGCUCGAUGCCAUCCCCAUCAAGGCGGCCAACCAGUGCACCCAUGUGGCCAUCAUCAUUACGGCCCGUGGCGGCCACAUCGGCUUCCUCGAGGGCUGGUGGCCGUCCACCAAGGACCAGUACAUGGGCCGCCUGUUCCAGGAGUACUUCACCAAGGCUCUGUUCGACGAGGACGGCGAGUUCCAGCACACGUCCAACAAAAUGCACGAGCGAUUCUUAGCCAAGCAGACGGUGGCGCUGGCCUCCUCGUCGCCGCUGCUGCUGGCCAAGAAAAUGGACUCCGACCAGUUGGACCACAAGGUCAAGCUGAUGUGAAUGAGGCUCAAUACCCUUGCUAAGUUUUUGUCCAGCUGGGUUUUCCAGUUAAAUUCAUAGUUAUUCGCGUAUGUAUUCCGAUAGAUUUCCGUGAGCGAGGACCUUCGUACACAUGUGAUAUGAAACAUUGAUCAAAAUCCAAAGUGAAUAGGGAACCAAAUUGUCAGUCAAUACGGAUAGAUGCCUAAAUUAUUCUUAGACCGUGACACUAGUGACAUAUCAUCUUGAAAAUGCAAAAGGCUUUACGACUAGUAGUGGUAAAUUCAAAUACAAAUAUUUAUGACACAA